GUGAAUAGCAAAGCAGGAGCGGUAGUGAGAAUAUUUUGUAAUAAAUAUGUCUUUUUAUUCGCUUUAUCAAACACUUAGGUAAUCGCCGCGGCUAGCCGUAAGCUGUAGUGUAUUAAGAGUUUAUAUACAAAACCGGUGUCCAUGCAAAAUGGGGUCUAGGGACAGGGACUCGAAAUCGCUACAGGACAAGCUGAAAGUGUUCUUCAAGAAAGGUGCAUCGGCGCCGCUAGCGGCUCGCAGCGAGCUGGUGUCGAAGGAGGUGCUUCAUGAGUUGAGCGUCGAAACGCCGCUGCACCGACGGCUCCGUGCCAUGAAGGAUGUUGGCGACAAGGUCAUUCAGGGACGCGUGGAAGACGGUGGUGUUGAAAAGUUAUGGUCUUGCACUCGAGACCUCCUCUACACGGAUAAUACCGAAGCCCGUCACACAGCCCUGGGGUUCAUGAGAUGUAUCGCUGAAGGACAAGCAGAAGAUCUACAAAUAAUGAGGACAAUUUUCUUCAAAUUCCUAAGGGAGACACACCCGUCUCAUCCGCCAGACGACUAUCAAUUACGCUUUAAACUACUCUAUACAUUGACUAAUAGCGGGAAAAAUAUUAAUUGUUUUGAAGUGGAUAUUGGAGAGUUCUUAUUGGAAUGGCUGCCUCAAAUUCAGACACCAUCAAAUACAGUUGAAUUUUUACAGCUAAUCGUAAAUGUAGUAAAAUUCAAUGCUACAUAUCUGGACGAACACAUUGUACAUGGAAUUGUCAACAACGCAUGCCACUUGUGCGUAUAUUCCCCGGAGGUGACAGUUGUGCAGCAGUGCCUCUCCUUGCUCGAGGCUGUCGUGUCGUACUCGCUGCUGCCCCGGGCGUCCCUGCCGACGUUUGUCGGUGCUCUGUGCCGGACUGUCAACAUGGAACACUACUGUCAAAACAGUUGGAAGUUGAUGCGGUACGUGGUGGGCGGAGACAUCGGUCCGGCGGCCGUGCAGCAGAUGGUGUCGCUGCUGCAGUCGGGGGCGGAGGCCGGGGCUGCCAGGGGCGCCGUGUUCUAUAUCAACAUGGCACUGUGGGGGCCGCAACGUGUGCCCACGCUCAAGGUGUCAUUUCUGGCCGUCCUACCGGCCUUUCUGAAGGCGCUGGAGGGUCGCCAGGCGGUGGUGGCGUACGAGGUGGUGGUGGGGGUGGCCAGCGUGGUCACGCGAGCCCCCCACGAGCUCUACGAGCCGGCCUGGGACGUGCUGCUGAGGAUCGUGCGAACCCUGCUGCAGCUCGACAAAUCGUACGACCCCCCCAACGACUUGAUGCACUCCCGCCUGCACAACAUCAUAACGUCGAUCGAACAACUCCAGGAGUCCGGCCAGUACAAGGGCGACGCGGAGGCCCUGCUGGACCUCGUGGACAGCUGCGGACACGAGCGCCCGGAAUCGUCCACGAUGCAGCUGAUCAGCCAGCGGGCGGGCGCGCUGUCCCCCACGGGCAGCGAGUGGGUGGCGAGCGCGCUGGCCCUCGCCGACAAGUACAUCCGGAACGAGUCGCGCCUCAACGUGCGCCUGCACGCCCUGCACCAGAUCAUGGCCUUCAUUACCAGAUACGGCUACGUAUACGGCGAGGAGCUGGUGGAGCUGGUGGGGGUGCCGGUGCUGAGCGGGUGCGCGCUGGACGCGGACGUGGCCAUGCGCGCGGCCGCCGCCAAGAACCUGGCGCUGCUGGCGCGCAACGGCACCUCCGAGUCUUGCACCGACCUCAUAGAUCUCCUUGAAAAGAUCCUGAACCGUCCGUUCGAGAUGUACGUGACGGACGUGGCCAUCCCGGCGGACACGGAGGUGUGCGACCUGCGGCUGGCGGCGGGCGGGCUGCUGGACGUGCUGCGCGCGCGCCUGCUGCACGCGCCCGCCGCGCCCGCGCGCUGCCUCAUCGUGCUGCUCGACCACCUGCACCACCACUACCGCCGCCCGGCGCUCUUCCUGCACCACCCCGACAUCCGCCUCAAGAUAUUUGAAAUGAUAUUCUGCUUACGGGCGAACACGCUUAACUUCGUCGGCUUGCUGCCUGAAGGUCAGUUUUCGAGUCGAACCCGCGUCGUAUGUUCUCCGUUCCUACUGGUCGAGCCCCUAGGAGUGCGCGGACAGCAACAUCAGAACCAUCAACACAGAGAUGUACCUCCGUCGUGUGCGCAGGGCGCGUGCGUGGUGCCGGCGGCCCGUGCGGCGCGCGCGCUGUGUGCGGCGCUGACGCGCGACGCGGAGUGGGCGGUGGUGGGGCGCGUGCUGCGGGCGCUGCCGCCGCUGCUGCACGCGCGCGCGCUGGCGCUGGGCCGCCGCGCGCACGACCUCGACGUGCUCGCCUCCACGCUCUGCUCCAUGAUCUCAGACCGCAGCCUGAACUUCCCGGAGUGCCUGCGCACGUGCAAGGGCGGCAAGCUGCUGGUGUCGGAGUUCCACGGCACGGCGCUGCCCGCGCUGGCCGCGCUGGCGCCCUACCACAGCUGCCUCGAGCCGCAGACGCAGCAGCGGAUCGUGCGCUGCCUGCUCAAGUACGGCAUGGUGCUGCGCUCGCCGCAGCCCUACAUCAACGCGCUCACCAUCUUCACGCUGGAGACGCGCGACACGAUGGUGAAGAUGCUGCCCGAGGUGCUGCUGGACCUGUCCAAGAUCUCGGACACGAAAGCCAUAGCGAGCCCCAUGCUGGAGUUCCUGUCGACGCUGACGCGGCUGCCGAAGGUGUUCGCGUCGUUCGUGGAGGACCAGUACAUGUCGGUGUUCGCCAUCCUGCUGCCCUACACCAACCCGUCGCGCUACAACCACUACGCCGUGUCGCUGGCGCACCACGUCAUCGCGGCCUGGUUCCUCAAGUGCCGCCUCUCCUACCGCAGGAACUUCGUCAGGUUCAUCAUACACGGCCUGCACAACUACAUCAUCAUGCCGUUCGAGGAGCAGCUGCAGUACAAGAGCAACUUCCAGCACGGCGCCGCCAACGAGGACUCCUCCAACCGGCAGCGGAGCUCCAGUCUGGGCUCCCGCGCCGUGCCGCAGGUGGCCAUCGGGCGCGCCGGGCCCUCCGCCUCCGCCGCCUUCCACGUGGAGCUCACGGAGACGUGCGUGGACCUGCUGGCGCGGUACGCCACCACGCCCUGCACCGUCAAGCCGCAGAGGAGCGAUCUCGCGGAAUUUCUGUUCAACGGCGGCCAGUCGAUGACGUGGCUGGUGGGCCACAAGCUCGUCACCAUCACCACGUCCGGCUGCCUGCAGAACUCACUCAAGCAGGGACUUUGCGACAGGUGCGCGGCGCUGUGCAAGCAGCACGCGGAGAGCGCGGCCGGCCCGCUGCCGCCGCUGCGACCCGCCGCCUCUGCCGCACCCGCCGCAUCUGCCGCGCCUGCCGCAUCUGCCGCGCCCUCCGCGCUCGCCGCCAACGCCGCAUCCGCCGGCGCGUCGCAGACACAGCUUAAUGAGUCGACGAGUGACAGCCAGACAACCGAGGACAGCCCGUCGCAAGCACAAAACCCGCCCGAAGUAAAACGCUACAGCAAGCGGUCGCUGCAGCACAGCCGCUCCACGGAGACCAGCUGCUCGUCCCUGUCGUGCUGCGACGCCCCCCUCCUGCCGCCCACCAGCGGACACACCACCAGACAAAAUUCAUCGGAGAACAAUAAGACAACAGAUCCUCUAGCCGAAGUCCUCAACCAAUUCUCACAGCGCUUCGAAAGGAUAUCCAAGGAGGUGGACACGGACGACACGAGCUGGUCGCGCGUGGGCGAGCUCGCGGGAGGGGGGGCGUGCCCGUGCUGGUGCGGGGGGUGGGCGGAGAUACACGUGCGCUCGCCAACCGGGGACGUCAGCUGGGUCAUGCGGGUGCAGAACCAGAUGAACUGGGACUACCAGCUAGAGUCGCCGCUACAAGAAGUGGCGGCGCUACUCAACCCGAUGAUAUUUCAUCCCUCGCCGCCCCCCGCCGCGCCGCCCCCCGCGCCCUGUGUCGACCCCCCCGCGCCCUACGCGCCACCGCCAUCUAGCGACGACAACAAACAAGAACAGCAGGCGCAGUCCCGGGCGGAGAUCGAACCGUCGAUCCGCUCGACCCUCGACCUGCACAAAUCCAACUCUGAUACCGUCGUGUCCAAACCGCUGCUGCACCAGCCCCACAGGAUGAGUACGCAGCCGAUCAACAUCCCCGGGUCUCCGCAGAGACAGGGCUCGACCAGCGCCGCGGGCGACGACGACAUCCUGCUCCUCGCGCAGGAGGGGAAGUCCCGCCACCCGGUGCGUCGCUCGAACUCUUCUCCGGAGAUGUCGUCCUCGUGGAAGCUGAGUGCGCAGCCUAAGCUCCAGGACGAAGAACUAGACGAGAUGAUCCUGCUCCCGGGAGUCGAACCCACGACGCCGGCCGCGUCCAUGCACGCGUCGAAGAAGGCGGCGAAGAAGAGCGACAUGCGCGUGUCGUGCGAGGCCAUCCCCGAGGAGAUGUGCGGCACGUCGCCCCUCGCCGCGCACCCGCACCUCGUCACAUACAAGUCGGACCCCGCAGUAACGAGCGAGCCGCUGUCGUGUGCAGGCACGGGCCACGCCGCGGGCGGAGCGGGCGCGGACAGCGGGCAGCGCGCCGCCGCCGACGACACCGCGCACCACCAGCUGCAGAAGACCGCGAGCGAGGGCGCAGUCCCGGAGUCCCGCAGCAAGCCGCCGCGGGCGCCGGCGCGGGACGACCUGCCGCCGCUGGCGCGCUCCAAGCGCUCCAACACCAUCUCCGUCAUGAGCCCCACGCGCCGCCACAGGCAAACUCCAAACCACGCCCCGCCGAUAAGCACCGGGCCGGCGGGCGCGCCCACGAGCAGCAGCGGGAGCGGGUGCGCAGGCGCCAGCGGGGGCGGGUUGACUCCUUCCUUCGUUUUCCUGCAGCUGUACCACAACAUGAGCACAUACCCCAUAACGCCCCCGGUGCCUGGUGAGAGCCCGACGACCCUGAGUCCGCUGUCGCAGCGGCCGCUCCGCGUCAGCAGCGCGCAGGACCAGCGCACCAUCAAGAACCUGGACCUCAUGCCGCCCAUCGAGACCUACAAGAUCGGCGUGCUCUACGUGGCCCCGGGGCAGCAGGACAGCGAGGACGCCAUCCUGCAGAACGAGUACGGCAGCGUCAGAUACUCCGAGUUCCUGACGCAGCUCGGCACCCUGGUGUCGCUGGAAGGCGAGGACGAGCAGGAGCACCCGGAGCUGUUCCUCAACCUGGAGAAGGGCGGCAAGGACGGUCGGUACACCUACGUGUGGACCGACGACAUCAUGCAGGUGCUGUUCCACGUGGCGACGGCCAUGCCCACGUGCGCCAGCGACCCCAGCUGCAACGAGAAGCGCAAGUACAUCGGGAACGACUACGUGUCCAUCGUGUACAACGACUCCGGAGCAGACUUCAACAUCCACACCAUCAAGGGCCAGUUCAACCUGUGCAUCGUGGUGGUGGAGCCGUACGAGCACGGCAUGAACCGCGUGCUGCUGAAGACCAAGGACGAGCGCAUCCGCACCAAGUUCCUGGCGCACCUGGACUCGCAGCACGUGGCCGUGUCCGACCACAACGUGGCGCUGCUCGCCCGCCAGAUGGCGCUACAUUGCGCGCUGGCGUCCCAGAUCUCUGCGACGCUGAGCUCUGGCGGCGGCUCGCAGCCCUACGCGUCCAACUGGCUGGCGCGCCUGCGCCUCAUCAAGAUGCUGCGCGGGCGCGUGCAGGCCUCCCGCCUGGCGGCCGCCGCGCGAGCCCCCGCGCCCUACGCCUCCACGCCCGACCUGGCGCAGCGCGUCGCCAUCGACGACUUCAACGACUACACCUAGCGCGCAACCAGCCCGCACACACGCACUGCGAGAGGCGGCGCAUCGUGGGCUGCGUGCUGAAUGUACCAAAUAAAACAUUAAAUAUAAGUGACGGAUAAUGUACCCCUGGUCGCCGGCGAGCGCCUGUCCCCACCCUUUUUUGCGAUUUAAAAAAGGGGGGUGAACUCACAUACAACGACUGAUUUGAAAAUAAUACAAUUUGGAUUACAAAAUUCGUUUUAACGUGAUGAUGAAUUUGGCUUCUUCCCAUCGAUGAGUGUUCCGGGGGACCCCAGCGCGGAGGAGGGGGCCGCUGGGUGCAAUUACACUUUCACAAUUGUAGUGAGUCAAAUAAAUAAUACGUUGUUCCUUGGGUUAUCUGAGAAUGAAGUUCCGAGGAAUACUUUGUGGACUUAAGAUGUAUCCUAAGCGAUGGCUACCCGUGUGUCCGGGAUCAAUCCCGGGACCGAUGCAACAUGUGCUUGAACGAUUCACUUUAAUUUAACUCGCAACAGUAAGAGAGCCCGACCUGCGUUAAGACCCAACUCGUAUCUACCGACUGAGUAUUAAAUUAUGAGCUUAAAAUUCACAAAGCUUAGGUCUAAAUUGCUGUAUCUGCGACCGACGGUUAUGUUUUAUUCAACAGCAAACCUUACAUUUUAAUAACGUAGCUGCAAUAUUUGUAACAUGGUGUUUGAAACAGACAGUUUGAAAAUGAGUUAAAUAUAAUUUUCUAUAGGAUAGCUUAGCGUUACGUCAGUGUUGUAAGUUUAAUUGUCGUGAUGAGCUUUUCGUAGAAUGUUGUUGUUUAAAAAAAGUUAAAUUAGGACACUCUUCUUGCCUUCAAUUGAUUGUUUUUUUUUUCUGACAACAUCUUUGGCGUCACAUCCGUGUGUGUGGUGACGUACUCCGACAGACAGAUGUAAAGGUUCAUCUACGAACUAUCAUCGUGAUGCGUUUGCAGCUGAAUAUAGAAAAACGGUUAUAAAAUUUCAACUUUGUAUACGGUCAACACAAAAUGAAGUAGUGAUUUUUCACAAAAAAAAUUAUAUCGUAUCGACUUUAUAAUACAUUUAUUCUAAUACCUAAUAAUAACGAAGGUAUGUUAACAAACCUGGCAAUACCUCACACCGGCAAAGGAAACACGGUAAUGAAAAACGAAAAAGAAAAAAAUUAACUUUAGUUUUUUUAUGAAUAAAAAACUUUUUUCUUGGAACGUGAUAAUAGAAUAAAAACAAUACGAAUAAAAUAGUAAUAAUGUUUUGGAUACGCCGGCAAGGUCUUCACGAAUACGCUUUCGCUUACUGGUCCCCGCGUCCGUCGUGUAGUUUUUAAAUAAUAUCCGCCUUUAUAUUAAAUAUUAAUAAUUGAAUCACAGUUUUGUGUGAGCACCGAGCGAACUCGCACUGUGCUUUAUGUAUUCCGUGGCCUGUACCAUUUGAUGGCAUUCAACACUAGUAAUAUCCCAGAUCCCUUGUCAAGUCUUCUUGAUGUAGAGACAUUUUCGCAAUAUAAGCCACAGAUUAGGUCUCGCUACUGUGUGAUAACAAUAUGUCAAACUUCAAAAAGACUAGAAAUGUCAAUGCUAGAUAAUUUUUUUUGGCAUUUCCGUUUACUACUUAAUCGGAAAUGCAUGCUACCGAAACAAAAAUAACGGAAUCGAUUCAGGACACUAGCUUUUGGGCAAAUAAGUUUAGGCAUUCAAAGUGAAUUAAACUUCGAAAACUAUUUAUAUCAAUUUGAUUAAUGUCAUCUUCAAACAUUAUAUUUUUAGAACUUUUAAUUUUUACUUUGGAAUCAUAAAGAUAUCAUUUCACGUCAUAUAUAGAUCAAAUAUGGGCAACGUGGCUAAACCUUAUCUGCUGAAUCGAUUUAAACCGGUCCAACAAAAUUGUUGUGAAUAGCAACAAAUUAUUAGAUACUUCUUCACACAAGAAAGAGUACCGUAGAUGCGAUGUUGCUUCUAAACAAACCUAUUAUUUCAAAUUUGCUCCAUUUCACAUUCUUGUUUAUAAAUAUUUAAGUUAAUCAUUAUACUACUUUGAAAAAAUAAUUUUCCAUUAACCUUUUAAACUUAUCUAUUUACUGAUCUCGCCGCGGAUGUUCUUAUCUAUAAUAUAAUGAUACAAAUUGAGAACCUUCACCCUUCUUGAUGUCGGUAAAAAGAAGUUAACCAAAAGAAUAUUGUGAACAUCAAACAAAUCAGGCUUUCCACGACAAUUUCCGAAGCAACUCCCUACUGCGGGCGUAGAAGCUAUAAAUUUCCGAGACAUGAAUCCGAAUAAAUAAAUAUAUAGCGAAUGCCCGAAAUAGUCGUUCAAAUAAUUCUAGCUCCCUUGAAAAUACUAGAUUUGCCCUGAUAGUGCCCUUCACGGAAAAGGUUACCCGCCCUUGUGUAGAACAAUCCACUAAAUCUAGCCGUAACCAAAGAAUAUCAAAUGUUUAAGACUGUAAGAUAUGCAUCAAUUUCAAAGUAAAUUAGAGAGCAGUGUAUGUACACACAAUGCAACUCAUCUAUUAGUAAUUUCGCGUAAAAUAUAACCUUAAACCACACCAUAUUUAUUCAUAUAACGUUCUAUAUUAUCGUACUUAAAAUUUUCAACCCAAGAUAGCCUAUCAUUUUUAAUUGAAUAUAUAAAGCGGUCAUUUUUAACCAAUAUCAAGCACUAUUUGAAUGCCAUUAAAUGUUACGUUUAGUAUCGUAAAUGAGUUUAAGUCGUCACUCAUCCACGUAAUAUAUGGUCAUAUGCUGGCCUGCUCUACAAUCGAGCACUGGAAUGACGGCUAAUAAUUAUAAUUGUCACCGGUAUGAUUUCAUUUGGUCUAUGCCUAGUUAUUGCCGCAGGUGUAGAAAAUGUUCAAACAACCUUAAGCCUAAAGUCAAAUUGAUUUCUAAAAAAACAAAUUUUGGUUCUUAAAAUUGUUUCAAAACAAUCUAGGUUUAAGCACGUAUCUAAAUAUUGUUCCCGCGUCUGAAGCAAGCAUUAAAUAAUAAUGUAAUGAACGUGAAUCGACUGAUUAUAUUGUAAAAUGGCAGAAUCUUAUAUUUUGUAAAUGUGGCUGCUACUUCCAUGGUUGCUGUACUGUAAAGAUGGCGUUAGUGUUGCCCAUGGACAAGUUACACAAGCAUGCCAAUAAUUAGUAAACACCGUUUGUAAUAAGAACGUCGAAAAAAAAUGAAAACGAUAUUUUGUGGUAAAUUCCAAAAUCGUAUGUUUAGAUUUGAUUUCUUAAGUCUUUUUUUUUCUAGUUUUUAAAUGAAUUAAUAUAAAAAUAGCCUGCGUAUUUGCCUGCGGCUCUGAUACGAGACGAUGUCUGCAGCGGUGCGCCGUGAGCGAGUCCCGAGGCACAUGUUGUUAAAAGAUAAUUUUAUGUAGCAAUUUAUUUCCUGACGAAAGAUUUUGUAAUCAAAUAAACAAUGGCUAUUUU
Molecule: messenger RNA, 9208 nt
Organism: Bombyx mandarina (wild silkworm)
Lineage: Eukaryota; Metazoa; Arthropoda; Insecta; Lepidoptera; Bombycidae
Gene: gig
Product: TSC complex subunit tuberin
Biological process (GO): regulation of small GTPase mediated signal transduction; positive regulation of GTPase activity; regulation of cell cycle
Cellular component (GO): TSC1-TSC2 complex; cytoplasm; nucleus
Molecular function (GO): GTPase activator activity
Source: RefSeq, a predicted model, not a curated record